AUGCAAGAAACGUAAUUAUACAGAAAAUCUGCAAAUCAUUUUAAUGUUAGUAAUUCUCUUUAAUUACUAUAUUGUUUUACUAAAAUUAUUGUUGGAAUAUACUUAACUGUGAUAUCAUUAUAAUGUAAUAGCAACUCAUUUUCUGAAUACUACUAUGGAAAUCCAUUACAUAAAUGGAUUAUAUGGAUAGUGCUUCAUUCCCUUUUUAAUACAUUGUUGUAUUUUAAUUAGAUAGUUUAUUUGAAUGUAGAAGAAAAUCGAAGAAACUUAGCAUUAAAAUUAGAUUAAAUAAGAGUUUAGGAAGAAUAAUUUUAAGCUCAUUUUAUAGAGGAUUCUAAACAAAUUAGUAUUUUAACAAGAUAAAUCAAAUAUGAAGUUUAAAAAUCAGUUUGUUGUGGCAAAUUUUAUAGUCGAUUAUUAGGUGUGAUAUAUUAAUUACUCUUUAUAAGUGGAUUAGUAUUAUUUUUAUCUUAGGAAACAACUAGAGUAGGAUGUGAAUAUUAUCAAUACUAUUUUUUGUGCACAAUCCUUAUACUCUCCAUAUACUAAUACAUAGAUUUAUAUAUUAUUGCAUUAUUUUGCAUAAUAUUUUCUCCAUUUUUAGUUUUGUUUCUGAUAUAUUAUUGUGUUUCAUUGUAAGUUGUAAAAAAUAGAUUUUUAGAUGCACUAAAUAACAACAAAGAAGAGAGGCAAUGGAAAGAUUAAAUAUUUAAAGAUAUAAACCAAAUUGUGUAGAAGGUGAUCCAGAAUGUACAAUAUGUAGAUGUGCAUAUGAAUUAGGAGAAAAUAUACUUACAUUAACUUGUAGUAAGUUUCAUCAUUUUCAUGAAUCAUGCAUAAUGGUAAAUUGUUACGAUAUAAAUAUAUUAGAGUUGGAUGAAUGUAAAUUCAACAUGUCCAUUAUGUAGAAAAGCCAUUUGAA
This is a messenger RNA of Paramecium sonneborni, 922 nucleotides long. The record is from the annotation of a GenBank genome assembly. NCBI's taxonomy places the organism in Eukaryota, Ciliophora, Oligohymenophorea, Peniculida, Parameciidae.